This is a messenger RNA of Suricata suricatta (meerkat), 2804 nucleotides long. RefSeq names its product chromosome X CXorf56 homolog (gene STEEP1). The coding region runs from base 52 to 720 and encodes 222 amino acids. The transcript has 7 exons. NCBI's taxonomy places the organism in Eukaryota, Metazoa, Chordata, Mammalia, Carnivora, Herpestidae. The record is from RefSeq and is a predicted model, not a curated record.
UUCUUUUUUUUUUCUUUUUUGGUCAGCGGUUUGGUGCGGGGCUUCCCAACUAUGCCUAAAGUAGUGUCCCGGUCUGUAGUCUGCUCCGACACCCGGGAUCGGGAGGAGUAUGACGACGGCGAGAAGCCCCUCCACGUCUACUACUGUUUGUGUGGCCAGAUGGUCUUGGUGCUGGACUGUCAGUUGGAGAAAUUGCCUAUGAGGCCCCGGGAUCGGUCCCGUGUGAUCGAUGCUGCCAAACACGCCCACAAGUUUUGUAACACGGAGGAUGAGGAGACGACGUACCUUCGGAGGCCUGAAGGCAUUGAACGACAGUACCGGAAGAAGUGUGCAAAGUGUGGACUGCCACUCUUCUAUCAGUCCCAACCGAAGAAUGCGCCCGUGACCUUCAUUGUGGACGGAGCAGUAGUCAAGUUUGGCCAGGGUUUUGGCAAAACAAAUAUCUAUACUCAGAAACAAGAGCCUCCUAAGAAGGUGAUGAUGACCAAACGGACGAAGGACAUGGGCAAGUUCAGCUCUGUCACAGUGUCUACUAUUGACGAAGAGGAAGAGGAGAUUGAGGCUAGAGAAGUUGCGGACUCGUACGCACAGAAUGCCAAAGUGAUUGAAAAGCAGCUGGAGCGCAAAGGCAUGAGCAAAAGGCGGCUGCAGGAGCUGGCUGAACUGGAAGCCAAGAAAGCGAAAAUGAAGGGGACCUUGAUUGACAACCAGUUCAAAUGAUCAGGACUUUUCAAUCCAGACUGGCAAUCAUGAGGAAAAAGAACUUUUUCUUGACUGCGUGGAUUGCUACCUACCGUUUUGCCCCAGCCGAAGGCUUUCUGUUGCUUUCCAUUGAUUUCUCCUGCCUUCAGUGAAGUCUUUCAGCCCAUCUGACCUGCUUUUUAGAGAUGGGUUCCCCCCCAAAUCCUUCUCUAUAUAGGUCCUCUGUACUAUUUUGUCCAUUUGAUGUAAGCUUCUUCAGCUGUGUGGAAACUCUAUGAAUACAUCAGUGCUUGAGAGUCUCUAGUUUCUAAAGUAGCUGUUCUUAUUCCGUCUUCAAAGUUCAUAAAAAUCUUUAAAGAUUUUUGAAAAAAAUAUUAUGAUGUAUCAUAGAAAAAAGUGGCAUGAAUGCUAUUUAAAGUUAUAGCAAGUCAGACUCUUUUAAGUGCCUCUCUCUAUUCUUAGACUGGCAGGUAUUGGCUAUGGUUUGAAUCUCUCUGCUGUCAGAAGAAAAUCCAUAAAAAGCCAGAAUCUACAUAGAGCUUCCUUUACUUCCUGUUCAGAGAAACUUGCCUAGUCACAAACUCCAGAAACAGCAUAGCCUUGCUUCCUGUACUUCAAAUCUUAAAGCUCUAGGUGAGUUAUUCCUUUUCAGACUGUACUUAAGGAACAGCCAGAUUAGAGGCAGGGGUGGGGAGUGGGGGGGUAGGGUAUCUCAGCUCCAAACGAAAGGAGGAAAGGUAAGGUAAGCACCUUAAGCUAACAGCUGAGAAGCGUAGGGGAGGGAGGCGUAGAGGAAGAACCGAUGCUGAGGUGAACAGACGGCCCUGGCGGCGAUCUGCUGUUUCACAUUCGCUCUUCGUAGAGGAGCGUCGUAUAUUUAAACAUUUACUGCCCCGCUCUUUCAGCGAUGUCAGUACGCAGCGUUUAUGGACCUGGUUUUAUCGGUUCCCCGGUAUAUCUGUUGGGGCAGAAGGAGCAUUUUAACCUCAUGGUAUCGUCUCCAGUGGGUUGUGUUUACCAGUCACCCAAGACGCCUAUGUGAGGUCCUGUUGGGAAAUAAUAUGGUAUUUUUCUUUGCCUUUUCCCCCAACUUCCUUAUUUGGAAGGAAAAGUAGGUUGGAGUAGGUAGCAAGAACCGGGAGACAGAGAGGCAGGGGUCCUGGGGAGGCCCGGGCGGGGCUGUGUUUCCAUCUUCCCAGUUACCCUCCUGCAUCCAGUGAGGUCUUUCCAGCUGAGCCUUCCUCUCCAGCUCAUUUCCUGUCCUCCUUCCGGGAGGUGCUUAGACCUCGUGUGGCUAGCCGACCAUAACCUCCUCACAGUUCCUUGUCUUCACCUCCAAACAGGGACCUUUCCCUUCCCUCCAUGCUAGCCACAAAGUCCCCUGACCACAGCCUGGUGGUCCUGUCCACCACCUCUGAAAUCCAGGAUUCGAGAGAUCCGGAACUCUGUUCCGGGACCGCAGCCUCCUAAUGCCUACUUGAUCAGUAGUCACAGUCAAACAUAGGAGGAGUAAUACUACUACUACUCCUCGGAGAGUUUCAGGUUCCCGAGCUCCCAUAGCCAGCAAGUGAAAAAGCCAGAAAUCUGACGACAGAACUGGGCUGAACUGCCCCUCCUGUGGGAUUUUUUUAACCUAUAUUGUCGAUAACAGGUAGCAGUUUUGUACCGAGAAACCGAGUAAAGCGUGAUGUAAAGACACAUGGCGGCUCGCCAUAGGAAACGUGUCGUUACCGUUCUACGCAUUUUCUGAACCAGUCGUCCUUGAUACUAGCCCUAAACCACUUUCCCGUCUGGCUCAAACUACACAUUUUGCUUCAUCUUUGAGAUCUGCCAGUCAUUAGGUUAUUAGCACCAAGUAAUCAUGUGCUUUUUAGUGUUCUCUUCUCCUGUUCUGAAAUGUUUGUUUUAAAAAUAGGACAUAGUUUUUCUGUUAUCUCUAUUGUAGAAUUUGAGCAGCAAAUACAGGGUUUCAUUGUUCGUAUAAGGAGCCAUAUGGAAAUUUUGGAGAGUUUUACUGUGUGUGUGUGUUUGCAGAUUGUCAACUGUCAGAAAAUAGUAAAAUGUUUUAAAAAGUUUAUCUUAAGAGUUGUAAUAAUUGGUGA